Histoplasma mississippiense is the source of this 2973-nucleotide messenger RNA. RefSeq lists its product as hypothetical. Gene Ontology annotation, cellular component: Golgi membrane; cytosol; Ric1-Rgp1 guanyl-nucleotide exchange factor complex. Gene Ontology annotation, biological process: retrograde transport, endosome to Golgi; intracellular protein transport. NCBI's taxonomy places the organism in Eukaryota, Fungi, Ascomycota, Eurotiomycetes, Onygenales, Ajellomycetaceae. The transcript has 7 exons. The record is from RefSeq and is a predicted model, not a curated record. Gene Ontology annotation, molecular function: protein binding. The coding region runs from base 1 to 2973 and encodes 990 amino acids.
AUGUACUGGCCAAAUGGAGUCCCUAGAGUCUAUGCGGUCAAUGGCCCCGGAAUUCAAUUACAGGAAGUCCAUGAUGAUGCGGACAGCGAUGCUAACAAGCCCAAGGAGAGAGAGGAACGGGACUCCAGUGUGGAGCACACCAGGGCAACAACCGAGAGCAGCAUAGACAGCAGAGAAUCCUGGCCAGAUGAACCCGUAACUGGGCUUUGUGUUUCCCGUAACGGACACUUAUUUGCCACGAUGACGAAGUCCACCAUUGCAAUUUGGCAAACUAGACCGACAGCUGUGGUAGCCGCGGUCAAGCGCUCCGAAAUUUCAUUAGAAAGUUACGGCCCGAAUGCUGCCCUACUUCUGCGUCCGGACUCCGCCAUUGUCGUUGUACAGACGCUCCAUGGAUAUCUCAUCACUUAUUCCAUUGCGACAGAUGCCAAUUCACAUGUGUACCAACAACGAUUCUCCUCCCAUUCCAACCCACAUCGCCACCACUUUAGUCGCCAUUUUGUCACGGAAGAAACAAAUACCAUUCGGGAGGUUAGCUUUCGUUUCAGGGUUGUCAUAAAGGUUGAUGCAGGAAUUAGCAAAGCUCUGGCGCUGGACAAUGAGCUGAUGGUGGCGACGGUGAAACCAGCCGCUAUCCAGUUAAUUCGGUGGACUCCUGAUAAAACUGGAAAUCAAACGAGCACAGAGCUUUUAAGCCGGAUCCCAUUUAUUUCUAAGAAGUCUCCAAUUGUGGAUAUGGUCUACGACCGUGCUAUGAACCUUUUUCUGUGGAUCACGAGUGACGGGCAAACGUAUGCUGUGCAACGCCUCAGGGAUGAAGAAGAACAUUCAGCCGAGUCAAAGACCCGGUUCAGGGGUCAUAGGUUCCAUACUCCUGAAAAUGACGGACAAAAGGCUCUUCACAUGGCUGUGAAUGCGAGAUUUUCUCUACUCGCAGUGUCCUGUAAAAAUGGCGAGGUGUUUGUUUACGUAGCGAAAGAUUAUAUGGGAAACAUACCGCUUUCGCAUAAGCUCGAGCUACCCGCAUCGCCAGCGUCUAUGGGUCCUACAUCAUUUAUGAGCUAUUCUCCUGAUGGGUAUUGCAUUUUCGCAGGAUAUGAGUCUGGAUGGGCCACAUGGAGUGUGUUUGGUAAACCCGGCGGAACUAGCUUUACUACCGACCGUGAGCUAGCCACCAAAAAUGGCGAGGCUUGGUUGACUGGAGUUUCUAUGGGUUGUUGGAUUGGUGGUGGCUCAUACAUCAUCCUGAUAGCACCAGAUACUAGCCAUAUCUGGAUGUUUGAAACAGCCCGUAGUGCUCUGACUGGAUGCUUCUCCUCGGCGAACAUGGCGAGAGCGUUAUUGCAAACGGGGACGGAAAUCAUUUUGUAUCGUGGCCACGACUUACCAGAUCUCACUACUAUAUCGGGUAAAGAUUACCUCUGGCAUCAUGCGCAGUAUCCCCCUGCUUACCUCCAUGCUCAAUGGCCAAUCCGGUCUUGUAUUGUUUCUCAAGAUGGCCGAUAUGUGGCCAUUGCUGGCAGAAGAGGGUUGGCCCAUUAUAGUGUUCAGAGUGGGAGAUGGAAAACAUUCGAUGACUUGAAAGCUGAAGAUUCUUUUGCUGUUCAAGGGGGGAUGUGUUGGUAUGGACAUAUCUUAAUCGCUGCUGUUGAAUGUGAUAAUUCCUACGAGUUACGGCUAUACUCUCGUGAGCUUUCCCUUAGCAGUUCUUCUGUGCUAUAUACCGAAACUCUUCCUGCUCCUGCGGUAUUUAUUGGACCCUCAGGAGAAGACUCGCUCCUGGUUUACACGUAUGAUAAUAUAUUAUAUCACUACGUGAUAAAUGCCACUCAAACGAAAAUCAGCCUUGUUCAGGUUGGCCAGAUAGCCUUUCAUGGCAUCGUUAGAGCGCCAACGCGAGUUCGUGCUAUCAGCUGGGUAUUGCCCGACAACCAGCUUCGAGAUGGCGACCCAUCCCAGGACGUAUCUGUCGCAUCAGUUUUGUUCCUCGUUGACGGAAAACUUGUAUUGCUACAACCAUCAGUUUCAGAGGAGGGUGAUUUAAAAUAUGACAUGCGCAUUGUUGCUCAUGAUGUGGAGUACUACAUUUUAAUGCGUGAUCAGCUAUCUUUCAACUUCGCUCCACCCUCCGACGAACCAACCACUCCAGCAGUGGGAACACCAGUUAACGUUUCCCAGACCGACAUAUCCCUAAGAGAUUCUUUGUGGAUAUUUUGUGGUCAAGAUUUACUCGUAUGGGGUGACGUACAGGAUGUUCUUCGUCCAGUCAAAGGUUCUCCAAAUGAGACAGCAAAGCCCCUACCGAUACCGGUUGACUUUUACCCAUUGUCUAUACUUCUUAAUAAAGGAGUUGUACUUGGGGCAGAGCCUGAAAUGAUUCAGAGACGAGAUGCCACGUUUUCCCUCCUUCGAUUUGCAAUUAGAACACAACUGUUCCUACCAUACCUCCUCCAGCACAAUCUAGAUGAUGAAGUAGACAAUCAAGAUCGCGAAGCCCAGCAGUCUAGUGCACCAAGUCACCAGAUGUUGCCUGCUGUGCUUUCCUUCUUGCAGUCCGCUAUUCCAACCGAUGUUUAUCUGGAAAUUCUGGUUCAGUGUACCAGAAAACAGAACUUCGAUCAUGGCGUACCCUUGCUUCAAGCGUUUGAUGAGAAAGAGGAUGGAGAUGCAGAGGGGAUCGAAGAUUCCGUCAUACGCCUUCUCCAACUAGCUUCACAGAGAGGCGACUGGGAGCUCUGCGGGGAGCUAGCCCGUUUCCUAAUUGCCUUAGACGGAUCCGGGCAGACGCUCCAGCGUGCAGUUGUUAAGGUUGGAUUGAGAAAGGAAAAUCAGUCGUCGUCAGACGCUUUAGACGUGAGCCAUGUCGAUCGCGGGCCGACACCCUCAACUAGAACUUUGGGGCUGGCCAUCAAUCUACUGGAUGAAGCCUCCAUGACAAAGGAGGAAGGUAAACGGUGUUCCUUCGCCACCUAG